Molecule: messenger RNA, 1028 nt
Organism: Toxorhynchites rutilus septentrionalis
Lineage: Eukaryota; Metazoa; Arthropoda; Insecta; Diptera; Culicidae
Exons: 2
Coding region: 132-746 (204 amino acids)
Cellular component (GO): nucleus
Molecular function (GO): zinc ion binding
Source: RefSeq, a predicted model, not a curated record
AUUCAGCUGUCAGAAACCGUCAUAACAAAGUAGUCUGCUGAUUUUUAUGAACAAACUUUGCAUUUGAAAUAAAAUUAUUGUUAAGAUUGUUUUUUCAUCAAAAUUAUAAACACCGAAAACUGUCCAAUGAGAUGGGAAGCUUAGAAGAAGCAUGCAUCACUGGAUUUCUUUGCCGUUUGUGUUCCCAAAUUCACAGAUCGGUAAUAUUCAUCUACGGUGCGGAAGGAAAGGAACACAAACUGGAACAAAAAAUCAACAAUUAUUUGCCCGUUAAGAUUGCUCCAACUGAUCCUCUACCGAAGACUGUUUGCGAGGGAUGCAUGAAGAAAGUUAUACAACAUCAUGGAAUGAUAAAGAAAAUUGCCGAAACGCAGAAGAAAUUCAAAAAAAUGCGAGAAGAGGAAAUGUUACUUCGCCAACAAUUGAACGGAAAUAAUGCCAAUGCUACCGGACAGCAGCCUAACCAAAACAGCGUGUCAUCCGGAAGCGGAAAUACCAAUAAUAUUUUGAAUCCCGCACCUUCACAGCUAACAUCUUCUACACCGGCAGUUGCAUUUUCAGCAGCUGCCAAUACACGAACUUCGGCUACUAUCAGUCCUAAUCUGAACCGUAGGAUAACACGAUAUGCCCUUCGGAUUCAUCGGCAAUUGAACAAUGAUGUAAAUAAUUAUAUUGAAAACGUUGGUAGCAGCUCAUCAUCUUCAUCAGAAGAAGAAAGUGAUAGUGAUAGCGCGGACGGGAAUUAGUUACACGAGAUUAUUAUUUAUUAUUAAUAGAUACCUGUAAUUCCUUCUGUAUUAAAAUUCGUCCUAACAUCGAGCUGUACAUGACAAAACGCAACAUAUUUGCCAAGUAUUUGCUUGAAGUGAUGGUAUUCUUUGCAUACUAAAAUUUUCAAUUUAUGAAACAAAUUGAAAACAAAAUGUGUAGCAAUGUUCAUUGCGAUGAUGCUCGAAACAGGACUAUCAAGGAAUAAUAAAUUAUAAGUGACAUUGACUAUUGAAAAAUAAAAUAUUCUAUUUAUCCUA